AUGAGAGUCGCUGCCGCCGCCGCCGCUGCCAUCUGCACCUUCUUCUCCUUCAUCCAGCUGACGCCCGCUCCCGUCGCGGCGGUCGCCGAAGUCAUCGCGGGUGCCCUCCAGGGAGGCAUCACGACCUUCACGGGCUCCGUUCUCAGCGCUGCCACCGCGUUGGGCGUCAAAGGAGCUGCGGGGCACCACAAGCGAGACGGAUUCAUCACCGUCGACCCUCGUGGGAACGACCCGUUUGCGAACCUGCCCCAGCCCGCGGCCGACGAGUGCAAGGGCCAGCUCCACGGGGCGACGAUUAACUUCUCGCCGCUCCCUAACAACGGGGUGCAGAUCGAUGGCGUCCCGUCGGCCUGCAUGACGCUGGCCACUGUGUUCCUGGGGACCAAUCCCGAGGGCCCGGCGCCUACUCCUAUGGGAUCGGCGAGCUUGGCGUAUCAUAACCUGAGCAAUGAUGAGCUGAACCAGCUGCAGGCUGCUUUGAAUAGCAACCAGGGUCACUGA
Rasamsonia emersonii CBS 393.64 is the source of this 501-nucleotide messenger RNA. RefSeq lists its product as uncharacterized. NCBI's taxonomy places the organism in Eukaryota, Fungi, Ascomycota, Eurotiomycetes, Eurotiales, Trichocomaceae. The coding region runs from base 1 to 501 and encodes 166 amino acids. The transcript has 2 exons. The record is from RefSeq and is a predicted model, not a curated record.